Messenger RNA from Phytophthora sojae, 3396 nucleotides. RefSeq lists its product as hypothetical. Bases 1 to 3396 code for a protein of 1131 amino acids. Lineage: Eukaryota; Oomycota; Peronosporomycetes; Peronosporales; Peronosporaceae. The transcript has 4 exons. The record is from RefSeq and is a predicted model, not a curated record.
AUGGCGGGAGCACGAAGCAAGAAGGAUGGAGGGCGCGGUGACGGAGGUCGUGGUGACGCGACGCGUCAGUCGCGCCGAGCGCAAGGAUUGCCAGCUGAAUCGCACAUGGACCUGGAUAUCAUCAACCGGGAAGCGCGUGCGAGGAGGAAGGCAGAGCGGGAUGCGAAGGAGGCUGAAGACAAGGCCACGUCGACUGAACCCGCUGUUCAAGACGACCAAGUGUCGACGGAGGCGGCUGAAGAAGAAGACCUGCGUUCAGAGUCGAAGGCUGAAUGCAUCCCGGAAAAGCAGGCUCAGACGACUGAGUCUGCGAAGGCGUCUGAGGGAGGCGCUAAUGUGGGUGAGCCCCCGGCGGCGGAUCGAGUUUCGGACUCUCCGCAGCCGGAACAAGAAGAGAAAACUCCCAAGGAUGUGCCGGUCAAGGUCAAGGCUGAAGUGAUCGAGAUCGAGGAGUCGGAUGCCAAAGAGCGUUCAGCGCUUGAGGACGCGGAGGUGUCCUCGCGCUCGCCGCAGAGUUCGUCGAACCAGGCUCCGUCAUCGUCGCAGAGUCAAGCCCCUGAACCCGAAGUGUUGCCGCGAGGCAAUGCUUCAAACCCGGUUCCAGCACCUCAAAGUCUGAACGCAGAUGUGCGUCCAAGUUUGGGCGCGGGUGCUGAAACGGCUGACACGAUUCAGCUUGAUGAGACGGCGGCGAAGAACUUUGUGGCACGCCAAGUGUAUCGCUGGGAGCAGAUGCGUUCAGGACGUGUCGUUCCGCCCUCAGUGGAGUAUGCUUGGCCGAAUCCGCGGCCAGACUUCUCGGUUUGGCAAGAGGCCAUAAUGACUACGUCGGACUACUUGCGGCGUCGAAUGGCUCUGGAGAAUCGAGACGCGGCUUGGAUCGCUGAGCUGCGUCCUGAACGCAGAGUGUUAGGCAUCGCUCAAGACCUGACCGCAGUUGUCAUCCCGCCGAGUAUGAUGUCUUCGCGUGAGUGUGCGGCAGUUAUCGAGCUCAUCGAGUGGAAGCAGCUCACGGCUGGAGUGUCGUUCAAGGUCGUUCCAGCCUCGGAUACAAAACCUGCGUUCAAGGAAGAGAAGACACAAGACGCUCAAGCUGUGAAGGAUGAUCUAUUGAUGGAUGACUACGAAGUCGAACUGCUUGGCCAAGCCUUCGUCUCUCAAUGCCGGAUGGCUGGGAUCCUGGCUCUUCGCAGCCCGCGAGGGUCACCGGAGAUUGAGCCCUAUCCCAAGCGCCCGCAGUAUCGGCCAGCUCGUCCGUUGAGUGUGUCGACUCCGUCUGUUCACUCGCUGGUCCCAUCGACCGACGUGAGUCUGAACGCAGAUGCCCGAGCCAUGAGCGUUCGAGGUUCGACCCUGAACGCAUCUUCGAGUGGCAUCUCAGACUCCGUUCCAAGCUUGAUCGGCCCGUCGGGGACUUCGAACGACUCGGCGUACGCGACCUCCUUUCACACGCAGACGUCUCGGGACAGCUCGUCGUCGUCAUCGCUGAUGUCGCUGGGCCACAGUGCUUCAACGCAUAUGCGUCCAGGCCUGGUCAUGAGCGUUCAGGCAGGUGGAGCCUUGGCCGCAGCGCCCGACAUGGGCAUGUUCGUGACCAAGACUGUUAUCCCUGCUCGCCGUACGCUGCCAGACCAGGACGACGUCGACAUGGCUGAGGUCGCAAGUGCUGAAACGCGAAGUAGCAGAACUGCGUCCAGGCGUCGGUCGUCCAAGGCGAAAACUGCGGUCAAGCAGGAGAAACUUGAACUUGCGCGGAGCGAGUCGGGGCUGACCUCGGAAGGCCUCCACCAGUCGUCCAGAAGCUCGCGUCAUGAUCAUUCAAACGCAAGCUUCGAAGUCCGCGCGAUGAAGGAGGAAGUGUCCCGGGCUCAAGCGGAGAAGGCUUUUGCUGAACGCGCCUUCGCCCAAGCUGAAGCCGCUCGUGUAGAGGCUGAACGCAGGACCCUGGAGGAGGCUGAAUGCAGAUCGCGUGAAGCUGAAUGGCACCCUGAGGUCCCAGCCUACUCCGGCCCAGUCGAACCCGCGGACUAUGCGGCAGUGCACGAAGACCACCUCUUGCGCGCGCGUUCAGACGUCGCUGAAGUGGCGACCAAGCUCGCGAAGCAGCAGUACGAAGCGGAUCGGGAGGACCUUGAGCGCCACUGGAAGGAACGCCUGAACGCAGCCGAGGCCAAGCUUCAACGCGCUGAGGCUGAUAGCGCCAGCGCCGAAGCGGAGCGCGCUCGCCGCGCUGAAGAAGCCGACGGUGAGAUGAAGAAGCGCUUAGACACCGUGCAGCAGACGAUUCAGAACGUACUCUUCGAGCGGGAGCGAGAACGUGCGGAACGGGAGCUUGAACGCGACACUGCGCUGAACCGCCAGAAGUUCCUGGCCGACCAGAACCGCGAACUGCGUGCAACCCUUUCCCAGGUUCAAGCCGUUCGCGCAGCAACGGCCCCUCAUCCCGCAACCGGAAUCAAAGCUGAAAUGUCGGCUGUCCCUCAAUCGACAACCUUGAAUCAAGUAUCCAGUGGUGCAAUCAAUGAUGGCGUGGCACCAGGUACCGGUUAUGUGCACUCAAAGAACACGACCAAAGUCGGUGCUGCCCAGCUACGUGCGACCGUGGGUACGAGUCUGCCGAAGAAGGAAACUGCUGGAAGUUCCCAAGGGACGAAGACCGUGACGGCGUCGAAGAGCUCUGCAUCCAAGUCGGAAUCUGCGGCCAAGGGUUCAGCGUCAUCUGCAGCCAAGAAAAGUGCGGCCAAGAAAUCUGCGUCCAGAAGAUCCUCUUCCCGGAAGGGUAGCAAGGAAGACGCAGACCCGCCGUCUUCUGACCCAGACGACUCCGACUCCAGCUCAUCGGACUCCAGCGAUGACGAUUCAAGCUCCUGUGACUACAGCACCAGUUCCAGCGACGACUUCGACCUGGACCUGACUACCUCGACGACGACCAAGGAAGGCACGACCGUUUGGACGUAUCGACCGUACAUCAACUACAAUGCGGUUGAGAAGUUCAGCGAGGAUGCGUCCGUGGAAGAUCGCGUUGGUUGGUGGGAGAAGUUCACCGACAUGGCUGCUCAGGGUUCCUGUCCGGACAAGAUGAAGAUUCGCCAGCUUCGGGGACGAAUGUCUUCGUCGCUCAGGGACUGGUACGCUCAGCUGCCAAAGUCCACCAGGCACAACUGGAAGAAGCUGUCUCGUCGGUUCAAGGUCGUGUACUGCCGCGAGACUCCACGCAAGUUCUUCUACCGGCUGAACGCAGCUGCGGUCAAGGCUGGGAUUGAGUUCCAGAAGUCAUCCAAGCAUCGGGAGCGACACCUUCGUCGUUUCAUCAAGAAGCUGAAGGAUACCCAGCUGAAGACCGCGCUGCAGGGACAGAAGUUCAAGAGUAUCAGCGAAGUCGAACAUGCGUUGUGA